Molecule: messenger RNA, 609 nt
Organism: Prorocentrum cordatum
Lineage: Eukaryota; Dinophyceae; Prorocentrales; Prorocentraceae
Source: the annotation of a GenBank genome assembly
AUGACGAACGCACCGAAAGCGAAGUGGCCAACCAUGCUGGUCAAGCCCCCCGUCAGCAAGACCCAGCCAUCCUUCGCGGACUGCAACGCCGGGUGCAUUGAGAUCCCGGGCUUCGACAAGAACGAUUCGUUCAACGCUCGGGAGCGCGCUCGGCGAGGCCCUGCGGGCGGGGAUCAAGGUCACCCUGUACUACGGCACGACGGACACGGUCUGCAACUACGUCGGCGGCGCCCUGCUGGCACACUCGCUGGAGUGGCCGGGGUCCGACAAAUUCGCCGCGGAGCCGCUGAGGGACGACCGCGGAGCCGGUGUCGAACGCGAGGAACUGCACCACCGGGAACGGCAGUGCGGGACCGACCUGGUCCUCAACGGCGCCCCGUCGGGCAAGACGAAGGCUCCCCGCCGCCCCGGCCAGUGGAGGGCGCCGGGCACAUGGUGCCCGUCGACAAUCCCGCCGCGGCGUUCCACGCCAUUCGCACGCUGCUGCCGGACAGCUCCGAUGGUUGCGAGGGCUCCAUCCUGGACGUGAGCAACUUCAUCCGGGAGUCGGAGCGCGUAGGCGUUGGCGAGGCCGCGGGCCGCCCGCGGCCAGCCCGCGCCGUGGUGGCG